Fraxinus pennsylvanica is the source of this 780-nucleotide messenger RNA. The record is from the annotation of a GenBank genome assembly. NCBI's taxonomy places the organism in Eukaryota, Viridiplantae, Streptophyta, Magnoliopsida, Lamiales, Oleaceae.
AUGCAGCGACAAUGUCGCAAUGUACAGUGGCGAAGCGUCAUUGUAGCGACGAUGCGUAUCGUAGCAAUGAUGUCCUAUUGGUCUCAUGCGAAAGUUUCUGAUCGACCAUCUCUUUCUCGAUCCACAAUUACUCACAAUUAUAGCUCCCGUGGGCUCCUGAACUUCUUGUUAACACUUGUCGGUCUGGCAAUGGUUGGUUAUGGAAUUUACCUCUUCGUGGAGUACAAAAAUGCAGCAUCUUCUGGUGACAAUGUCCCCAUUGCACCUCCAGGUGGUGAGUUAGUGCAGCUUGGCCGCCCGAUGCUCAUGGCUGUGUCUUUAGCUGAUAGCAUUUUUGAUAAACUCCCCAAAGCUUGGUUCAUAUAUUCUUUUAUCGGCAUUGGUGUAAUACUUUUUGUCAUUUCCUGUUGUGGGUGCAUUGGAACAGCUGCACGAAAUGGAUGCUGCCUGACUUGCGCUCUUGUAUUUUUGUUAGCACUUAUUGUGAGGACUGCCAACAGACCAGCAGAUUAUGAUAGUGAUGAUGAGUAUAUAAGUCGGCCCGGGCAACAGAUCCGGCAGCCUUUGAUCAACAACAGGCCUGCAGUUACCGCCACAGGUGUGCCUGUUACUGGUACCCUCGAUCAUCUUCCAAGUAGGAGUGAUGCUUGGAGCACACGUAUGAGGGAAAAGUAUGGGCUUGAUACUUCAGAAUUCACAUACAAUCCAUCCGAGUCAAACAGGUAUCAGCAAGCUGCCCCACAAUCAUCCGAGGGAAGUAGCCGUUGCACAAUAAUGUGA